UGGAGCUGGUUCUGGAGUUGGACUCGAACUCUCAAUGCUACCUGCAGCGCCGCUUUCUCACUGGGUGGCCCCUAGCUCCGCUUUCUCUGAAGCGCUGAGCCGGGGCGACCUGCAACAGUGCGCCCGUUGGUUGCAGCAAGAUCGGGCAGUGCUCAGUGCCAGAGGCUGGCAUGGGUUCACGCCACUUCACCAUGCAGCGUACCGUGGCCACAAGGCUUUGUCGUACCUGCUGCUGGAACAUGGGGCAGACAGCAAUAUUCCCAAUGAUGCAGGAGAGACACCCUUUCAUUUUGCCUGCAGGCGUGGGGCACUGUGCAUUAUGCAUCAAAUGGUGAAGAAAGGGGCGAAUGUGGCAGCACUGGAUAACCAAGGGAAGACUGCCCUUCACCAGGCCGUGUCUGGUGGCAGUGUAGUCGCUAUCCGUUACCUUGAAGAAAUGGGUCAGUUUGAUUUCCGUGAGCCGGACAGGUUUCUGCGGACCCCUCUGCACACUGCGGCCUCCAUUGGCAAUGAGGACGUCAUCAGAUAUUUGCUGAGAAGUGCGAGGUGCCAAGUUGAUGCGGCUGACACAUGGGGGAUGACCCCCAUGCACGUGGCGGCUCAGACAGGAUCAGCUGCCAUUUGCUGGUUGCUGGCAACGGAAGCUGGCAUCCCUCUCCUCCAGCUACGGAACAAGGAUGGGCUGACCCCGCUGGAUCUCGCGAAGCAAGGCAAAACGCACAGACACCAGGAAGUAACAAAACUGCUUAACAAGUUCAGCAGGGAAUCACAGACAGGAAAACCCAAGGAACCAUUCGGACUGUACUAUGGCUGUCUGCUAUUCCCAGGAGUCCUGAGUGCAGUUGUGUUCCUCAUCGCAAGUUACCUCGGAGAAUAUGGGGGAGUUUUCAGUCUAAUUGCUUUUGCUGUCCUUGGCAGAACAGUUUUUUUCCAGUACCACCGCAUUUCUCACCUUUCCAGGUUACCAAAUCCGAUGUACCUUGGCACCUUUGCUGCUGGGAUCUUUCAUUCUUUGUACUGCUUCUAUUGCAAGAUCCUACCAGGCCUGUGGCCUGCAUACCUCCUGCUGUGUUGCAUGACACUGCUGGCCACCCUGUUGCUGUGGAUGUUCAAGGAGAUGUUAACCAGGGACCCGGGGAAGCUGCAGGAAACUAGCUGCAAAGCCGAGUAUGUAACCAUCACCGAGCUUAUCGAAGCAAAUGAGAAUCCAUCCAGAUUCUGCAUCUACUGUGAGAUUAUUCAACCAGAGCAAGCGAAGCACUGUAGACUGUGCAACAUGUGCUUGGUGAGCUUUGACCAUCAUUGUCUUUUCCUCAUGAAAUGCGUGGCCAAAAAUAAUCGCCGACUCUUCAAUCUGUUCCUCAUGGAGGUCUUUGUCUGUCACCUGACCUUUGCAGCAUCAGCUGUCUGGUACCUACACCUUCAAUACAAUCUGAACUUGGAAACGGUCCUAGCCAUUCUCAGCAGUGAGUCCUGGGUGGUAGCACUGGCCCUCAUGAACAUCGCUAUGGCCUUCUGGGAAUCGGUGAUCCUAAAGGAUCAGCUGGUGACUAUUUCCACAAACUGCACGACCACCUUCCGGAAGGUGCCACACGCCUCAGCGUUCACAUGGGGACGCCGUAUGAGAAACAUUGCAGCGUUCUUCAUCACUGGGAACGGGACCCGGAGUCACCAAUUCGCGAGUCAGUUCUAGACUUUUCUCCUUUAGAGCCAAGGCGUGGUCAGUAGUUGUUAAGCUGAGGCUCCCCCGUGAAACGUUGCUAUAGAUAAAUGGGUCAUUGUUACAAAUGAAUACGUAAUAUGUUAGUAGCCUUUUGGCUCAGCGUAAGCUAUUUCUGUAGUUAUGAUAUCUCCCAUUGCCACUUUAAUCCCUCUGCUCAUUGAUGUGUUUCAUUUACACAACCUGUUUCUCAGCUAUAAAGCAGGAAUGGAGAUAAUUUCUCAGAAUUGUUGGUUCAGAAGCAGAAUGACAUAAAAACCCUACCAGAUCUUUCCUUCCUUCCUUGUCACUGCACUUGAUCUGUUCCCACGUUUUUCUUGCCUCUCCACCAAUUGCUUCUCAUUUUUAUAGCUAGCUGAGAAAGGGGAGGAUAGGUGAAACAAAGAGAAACUGUCUUCAUUGCUUCACUUGAGCUCCGUAGUUUCUUGAUCUCCCACUUCUUUGUCACAAUCUCAGUUCAAGGGUUAAGCGAAAGAUGUGCAGGUUAGGGUGGAUUGGCCAUGCUAAAUUGCCCACAGUGUCCAGGGAUGUGUAGGCUAGGUGGAUUAGCCAUGGGAAAUUUGGAGUUAUGGGGCUGGAGUGAGCGUAGAUGGGAUGCUUUUUGGAGGGUCAGUGCAGACUUGAUGGGCUGAAUGGCCUCUAUCUGCAUUGUAGGGAUUCCACGUUAUAUAUGGACCAAAGAAACUUGGCACUCUGAAGAUGUUCUGGUCUCCUUGUGCACAUGGUUGUUCUUCAGCCUGGAGGUUUACAAUGAAUAGCUUUUAGUAUGUUUUUAAAUACACAUUAGGUACAGGAAUAGGCCAUUCAACCCUGCUGUGCCAUUUUGAUAGGAUUGUAGCUGAUCUGUUUAUGGCCUCAACGUCAUUUUCCUGUUUAUCCCCGAACCUCUUUGACUCCCUUAUCAAUCAAGGAUUGACCAAAGUAAAGUUGCCUCAUUGUUGAACAGCCUAAAUAUCAGCAACUUCAGAUUGAUGUAAACUUGGGUUUGAAACAUUGACGUGGUUCAGAGAUGCCAUGGAUCACACACACAUAUUGCCCUUGAAAGCCUGGACGUUGCUGGCACAGGCUUCUCACCAUUCCCGGAAUGCUGCACAAUAGCCCUGACCUUACAAGUAUGGUAGAUAUGAGAACCCAAAGCUGACCCCUCAGCUGAUUCACCUGUUGAAACAUAAAACAGUGACAUUUGUACUUGACCUAAAGAAACAAGAUUUUUAAAAAAUUUAUUCAUGAGAUUUUGACAACACUGGCCAGGUCAGCAUUUGUGGGCCAUUUCUCAUUGCCUUGGAGAAGAUAGUAAAGAACAAACUAAGAAAAUUCCGGCAAGCUCCUUGCAGUCCAAAAUCUAGGCCUUGAUUGUUGGAGACCGGACCAUAAUAGUGAUCUGACGCCAUGGAUUUAGGUCAGAAGUCACACGACACUAUAAUCCAACAUUAUUUGGAAUCACAAGCUUUUGGAGCGCUCCGAGAGCUUGUGAUUUCAAAUAAACCUGUUGGACCAUAACUUGGCGUCAUGUGACUUCUGACUUUGGCCACCCCGGUCCAAUACCGGCACCUCCACAUCAUGGAUUUAAGAAGAGGACUUGAUCGUUUUUAUUUAGGUGGGAAGUACAGCAAUGAGUGUCUAUCACGACAUCAUGUUGAUUUUCAAAUUAGUAUUGUAUGUGAAGCAAUUUUCAUUCUUUUUAAAAAAAAAAGGCCUGACAAAAUUUUUCAUCCAAAGAUAGCAACUCUUAAGAGGUCCAUAGUUUCAACAUUUUUUGCUGAUAUUUUUAACGGAUUGCAUGAUUAACUGCCAAAGCACAGGAAAGAAGAUAUGAUUAGAGAAGACAGUGUUUCAUUACUCACGUAAAACGUGGAAGUGAAGAGCAGUUGCAUUCGGCGUCACAAAGCCUGGAUUCUCCCCUUGUGUUAGCACGUGGUAUGCUGUUCCUUAAAGUCAGCAGCUGAUCAAAUCAGCCAGUGAGCCAAGAGGAGAAACAAGAACAUCACAUCCCUGACUUGUACAUUUUAAUUAUUCAUUCAUAGGAUGUGGGCAUCACUGGCCAGGCUGGCAUUUAAUCCUGUCUUUCAUUGCCAUGGAAAAGUUGCUGCUGAGCUGCCUUUUUGAACCACUGCAAUCCAUGUGGUGUAGGUACAGCUACAAUCCAUUAGGGAAAGCGUUAUCGGAUUUUGACCCAGCAACAGCGACGGAAGAGUGACAUUGUUCCAACUCAGAGUGGCGUGUGGCUCGGAGGGGAGCUUGUUGUUGUGAUGUUCCCAUGUAUCUGCUUUCCUUGUACUUCUAGUUGGAAGGGGUCACUGGACUGGAAGGUGCUGUCGGAGAUUCUUUGUCAGUUGCUGCAGUGCAUCUUGUAUGUGGGACACUGUGUUGCCACAGUGCAUGGUUGGGAGAGGGAGUAAAUGUUGAAAAUAUUGGAUGUGGUGCCAGUCAUUAGGUUGCUUUGUCCUGGACGGUAUCUAAUUGCUUGAAUGUUGUUGGAGCUGCACCCAUCCAGGCAAAUGGGCAGUAUUUCAUCACACUCCUGAAUUGGAGAUGGUGGAUAGGCUUUGGGGAGUCAGAAGGUGAGUUACUUGUUGCAGAAUUGCCAACAUCUGAACUGUUCUUGCAGCCACAGUAUUUGCAUAGCUGGUCUCGUUUCUAAUCAAUACUAACCAUCCACACCACAUCCCUCAUCAGACUGAUGAUAGUGACAGAUGACACUAAAGUCCCACUUCUUCUUCAGACAAUUAGCAGACAAUUUUGAUACAAAUGGAAAACUUUAUAGCGCUGUAUGAAGAGGGGUUAAUAAAUCUCUAAUCCAA
This is a messenger RNA of Rhincodon typus (whale shark), 4521 nucleotides long. Its product is annotated as probable protein S-acyltransferase 23. The transcript is spliced from 10 exons. NCBI's taxonomy places the organism in Eukaryota, Metazoa, Chordata, Chondrichthyes, Orectolobiformes, Rhincodontidae. Gene Ontology annotation, molecular function: palmitoyltransferase activity; protein binding. Bases 35 to 1693 code for a protein of 552 amino acids. Gene Ontology annotation, cellular component: Golgi membrane. The record is from RefSeq and is a predicted model, not a curated record. Gene Ontology annotation, biological process: protein palmitoylation.